Pseudocercospora fijiensis CIRAD86 is the source of this 1208-nucleotide messenger RNA. RefSeq lists its product as uncharacterized. NCBI's taxonomy places the organism in Eukaryota, Fungi, Ascomycota, Dothideomycetes, Mycosphaerellales, Mycosphaerellaceae. The transcript is spliced from 3 exons. Gene Ontology annotation, molecular function: dioxygenase activity. The coding region runs from base 1 to 1092 and encodes 363 amino acids. The record is from RefSeq and is a predicted model, not a curated record.
AUGUCGUCAAAGCCAAUAGCAGAAGCACCUCCAAUCCUCGACUUUUCCGUAAUCUACGGCAACGAUGCAGCUGCCAAGUCUGAAUUGGUUGAAACGGUCAAGAAAUGUUGUCUUCGCAACGGAUUCUUCCAAAUCGUCGGGCACCGCGUUCCUCGACAACUGCAGGAAGAUGUGCUAGAUAGUUUGAAAUCAUUCUUCAAUCUCCCUCAGGAGCUAAAGGAGAAAGUGCACAAAGACAACACAACCUGGAACCGCGGCUACGAAUCCAUCGGCUCCCAAAUCCUCGAAGCAGGAACCAACCCCGACCUCAAAGAAGGCUUCUACAUCGGCGAAGAAAUCUCAAAAUCCCACCCCUACUUCACCGGCGAAAAGCUCAACAGCGGUCCAAACCAAUGGCCCCCCUCCACCCCUUCCCAUCCCUCCUUCGACGCCGAGAAAUUCCGCCGCGUAUCCAUGCACUACUACUCCCACAUGCACACCCUCGCCCGCGAAGUCCUCAGCGUGAUCGCCCUCACCCUAGACCUGCCGGAAGAUUACUUCCAACCCUUCACAACCGGAGCCGUAGCGACACUCAGAUACCUGCAUUACCCACCCCAACCGCCAACCUCCGACGAAAAACUCACCCGCGGAAUCGGCGCGCAUACGGAUUUCGGCUCCAUCACGCUCCUGAUGCAAGACGAAGUAGACGGUCUCCAAGUCCACGAGAAAUCCACAAACGAAUGGCUCGACGUCCUCCCCGUCCCAGGCGCCUACGUAGUAAACCUAGGAAACAUGUUCAUGCGGUGGUCCAACGAUUUAUACAUCAGCAACCUGCACCGGGUGAUAAACAAGAGCGGAAAAGAAAGAUAUUCCGUCCCGUUUUUCUUUUCGGGACAUCCGGAUUAUGUGAUCGAUUGCUUGCCGAAUUGUAGGAAAGAGGGGGAAAGCAAGAAGUAUGAGCCGAUCACGGUGAUGGAGUGUGUGGGUGGGAGUUAUAGGGAGAGUUAUGGGAAGGCGAAAGUGUUCAAGGAACAAGCCGCGAAUGUGAAGAAGGAUGUCGGCGGUGGUGGUGGUGAGAUGACUUCGAAGGUUUCCAAGGAGAUUGUUGUGUAGACUUUCUCAAACCUCAAUCGCGCGUUGGGUAUUACUCAUUAUAUACUACUGGGGUGUCUCUAAGCGUAUGUAUGUACAUCGGGACGCCGCAAGUAAAAAAAAAGGCUUUCCGCUGC